Protopolystoma xenopodis is the source of this 315-nucleotide messenger RNA. Lineage: Eukaryota; Metazoa; Platyhelminthes; Monogenea; Polystomatidea; Polystomatidae. The record is from the annotation of a GenBank genome assembly.
AUGAAUUUUCGAGUACUGUAUCAACAUGAAGGUCGUAUAAAAGUCAAACGGCUGCAGUACAACGAGUUUCGUCCGUCCUCAUCUGGUGAGAUCGACCAACGAAUCACUUCUUCGUUCACUUUCAUCCGAAAUAAAGGUCCUCCUAACAAUGUUAUCUCAAGAGAGUCUUCGAAACCCAGUUUCUCUUCAUAUCCUCAAUUGCACAUCUUUUGGAAAUUGCAAUCAGCCUAUAGUCCAAUUGCGCUGCUGCAUUCUUCGUCUUCUUCGUCAUCUGAGCUCAACUUUGCACGAGAUGACUAUCGAUCCCUAGGCUGA